GGCUGAGACCCUUGGCCCAGUUGGCUCAAGUUCAGGACCCAGUUGGGCGGCCACCAGGGCUCUGAGGCCACAACGAGGGGAGAAGGGAAGAACCUCGGGCGAGGAGACUCGGGUCCGACUCCCCACUCUGAGCCUGCUUGGAUGAGUGGUGGUGGAAACAGCAUGGACCUCCCCUCCAGAAGAGGAAAGAGCUCAGAGAGGUGAAGGCACUUGCCCAAAGUCACGCAGCAGGAUGUCUGCAGCCAGCAUGUCAGAAGAAGAGACUGGGCAGCCCCCCAGAACCAGCCUGUGGGAGCCGGACCCGCAGAACGUGGUGCGGCGCGUGGCGGCCCUGCCCCUAGUCAGGACCACCUGCUCCGCCGUCUCGGAGGCUUACGGUGCCGCCAAGGACAGGCACCCGCUGCUGGGCUCCGCCUGCCGCCUGGCGGAGCACUGCGUGUGCGGCCUGACCGCCUGCGCCCUGGCCCGCGCCCGGCCGCUGCUCAGUCACCUGCAGCCCCAGCUGGCCACCAUGAACAGUCUCGCCUGCAGGGGCCUGGACAGGCUGGAGGAGAAGUUUCCGUUUCUCCAGCAGCCUUCGGAGACGCAGGUGGUGACCUCGGCCAAGGACACGGUGGCCAGCGGCGUGACGGACCUGGCCCGGCGGAGCCGGCGCUGGAGUGUGGACCUGAAGCGCUCGGUGAGCCACGCCGUGGACGUCGUGCUGGGCAAGUCGGAGGAGCUGGUGGACCACUUCCUGCCCAUGACUGAGGACGAGCUCGCGGCCCUGGCGGAGGAGGCUGAGGGCCCGGAAGUGGGCUCGGUGGAGGAGCAGAGGAGACAACAGGGCUACUUUGUGCGCCUGGGCUCCCUGUCGGCGCGGCUCCGCCACCGGGCAUAUGAACACUCUCUGGGGAAACUGAGGCAGAAGAAACACCACGCCCAGGACACGCUGGCCCAGCUGCAGGAGACCCUGGAGCUGAUCAAUGUCAUGCAGUGCGGGGCCACACCCGCUGCCCCCGCCCGCCCUGGGAAGGUGCACCAGCUCUGGGAGGACUGGAGCCAGCGCUCGCCAGAAAACGGGCGGCGCCGUAGCCAGGCAGAGCUGGAGACGCUCGUCCUGUCCCGGAGUCUGAUGCGGGAGCUGCAGGGCACCGUGGACGCGCUGGAGACCAGUGUGCGGGGCCUGCCCCCCAGCGCCCAGGACAAGGUGGCCGAGGUGCGGCGCAGCGUGGACGCCCUGCAGUCCGCGUUCGCCGACGCCCGCUGCUUCGGGGAUGUGCCGGCUGCCGCCCUGGCCGAGGGCCGCGGCAGUGUGGCCCGGGCCCACGCCUGUGUAGACGAGCUGCUGGAGCUGGUGGUGCAGGCCAUGCCGCUGCCCUGGCUGGUGGGGCCCUUCGCGCCCAUACUCGUGGAGCGGCCCGCGCCCCCCGCCGACCUGGAGGCUCUGGUGGACGAGGUCGUGGGGGGCCCUGACCCCCGCUGGGCUCACCUGGACUGGCCUGCCCAGCAGAGAGCCUGGGAGGCCCAGCACGGGGACGGGCCGGCCCUCCCAGGCGACAUUUCCAAGGAGGAACCCACGCCCCCCAGCCGCCCCAAGCACACCCUGAUGCCAGAGCUGGACUUCUAAGCCGAUGGGGCCGUGACCCAGACGAGGCCUGCGGAGGUCGCCCCGCCCUCGAUGCCCCUGCUGCCCCCUAGUGGCCAUGCGUGUGCAUUAACGGGCUGCAAGGGGGAGGUGGCCUAACCCUAACCCUAACCACCGAGGUCCCUGCUGCCCCCUAGUGGCACUAACAGACUGCACGGUGGCCUUGGCCCAAGUGCAGGGUCGGGGUGUGGGGCUAAAUUCAGAAUCCUAGACCAGCUUCACUGAUCCCAGACACUCCCCACUCUUUUCUUUGGACAUAUGGGGACGGGAGCCCAAUUCAGGUCCCAGUGACCCCAAACUGGGUUCCUCUGUCUGCGGUUCCCGUCCCUGCACCCUGAGAAAAGCAGAUCAAAAGUCUGCAGCUCAGAUCAGGUCAGAAACACGGCUUACCCAAUGGCUGUAUGGGGUUUUGAAGGGUUGGCGCCCUCCCUCCACCACCCUGCUUGUACAGCCUGGACUGGGGGGGGGGGUCGCUGAGCAGGUGCAGCAGCAUCAGAGCCACGCGGUUUGCCCUU
This is a messenger RNA of Suricata suricatta (meerkat), 2142 nucleotides long. It is a transcript of the gene PLIN5, whose product is annotated as perilipin 5. NCBI's taxonomy places the organism in Eukaryota, Metazoa, Chordata, Mammalia, Carnivora, Herpestidae. Gene Ontology annotation, biological process: lipid storage; positive regulation of triglyceride storage. Gene Ontology annotation, cellular component: cytosol; lipid droplet. Bases 233 to 1609 code for a protein of 458 amino acids. The record is from RefSeq and is a predicted model, not a curated record. The transcript is spliced from 9 exons.